Molecule: messenger RNA, 395 nt
Organism: Entrophospora candida
Lineage: Eukaryota; Fungi; Glomeromycota; Glomeromycetes; Entrophosporales; Entrophosporaceae
Source: the annotation of a GenBank genome assembly
AAUUCUUUCAAUAUUUAUUUGAAGCUGGUGAAGUAAGCCAAGACCAAUAUAAUCUUUUAGUUUUUAGGCAUCAUUAUCCUGUAACAGAGCAAGCUAUGGAUUAUGCAAGAAAUAGAAUCAAUAAUGUUAAUAGAAUUUUAAAUAGAGUUCCACAGGAAUAUAGAAAUAUAGUCGCACAGGGGCUAAUGGAUAAUUUUAUUCCAUAUAUACAUAUAAAUAGGACUAGAGCCAAUCCUGUUACAUAUGAAAGUAUAAUUGAGCAUCAUGGUGAGCGGUUAGCUGAAACUAAUAAUUCAUUAUGUAAAGAGUGUUUAAUGCCAAUAGUAUUUGGUGAGGAGCUCUGUGAAGAAUGCCAGCAAGAAGAACAAAUUAUUCCUCAAUGGAUGUUUGAAUAA